Messenger RNA from Racocetra persica, 234 nucleotides. Lineage: Eukaryota; Fungi; Glomeromycota; Glomeromycetes; Diversisporales; Gigasporaceae. The record is from the annotation of a GenBank genome assembly.
CAAGAUCAUGAAAAUCAAAAUUGUAAACAAUAUCAUAAUUAUAAACAACAGUAUGAUAAUGAACAAUAUCAUGAUCAAAAACAAUCAUAUAACUAUGAAAAUUGCAAUAAUAAGUUGUAUAGAUAUAAAAAUCAUAAUUGUGAGCUUCCUUUAAAAGAAGUUGAAAUUAAUUUUUAUUUGUUUGAAGUCUCAAAUCUGGAAUAUCAUAGGCCAAAAAGGCAUUUAUCCAAAUGA